AAAAAGAAGAUAAUAGAGUUAGAGAAAACCGAGUUCGCCCUAGCCUCUCAGACACGAACCCCGAGACGUCCUUAAGAACCAUGUUCCCUGGCGCCGGCGAAGCGGUUUCUCGCCGGCGCUGGGUUCCCUUGUCGGCGCUGCUUGUCUCUCCUACCUUUGUUCUCCUGUACUUCUUCUUCACUGGGUUUCCGGCAUGUUUCUCUUUGAUUUUCGGAGGAAUGAGAUCUCAACGGACUUCAACACGAAGACGAGUGCUACAGUUCUUUGGCGUAGUCUUUCCGGCGACUCUUUCACUCCGAUUGGUCUCUGAUUCGGUGAUGCGUCGAGAGGGCUCUCUCACCACCGCUCUGUUUAGGUUCACGGCGAGUAUUCCCGUCGGAUCUACCUCUGGCUGUUGUAGAUCAAGUCUUGAUGUCGACUUUGUCCAAGCCAUUAAACCGCCUAUGGAGCUCAAUUUUCAACCGACGAGCUCUCUCUUUCCAUCUCUGGGAAGACCUGAGCCCAACAUCUCACCGUGGUUUGCUCCUUUCCAGUCAUACAGCACCAGAUCUACAAGUUUCACGAGAGUAGAUUCGAACUUCAUCGGCAGCUCUUCAUUAUCUCCACUGCUCAAAGUGAAGCCAUUUUCCCCGGCGUGUAUCCUCUCCAGCGACUGUACGGUUCAUCUCCGGCGUAGCUUAUCCGGUGUCUUCUCUUCCGAUACCGAGGUACAGUCCAGAUCCGUCGCGUUUCUUUCCAGUUCGACAGCAAAGUGUGAGCUGUCUGUUCAGUUUGAUUGGGCCUGGCCCAUAUGUGUUACAAAGUCUGGAAGUUCAAGUUUAAUUGUUCUAGAGCCCAUAAGUAUUGAAGUGGGUUCACCUGGCCUUGGUUUCACGACCGAGUACCUUUUAUCACCAUACCUUCUUUCCAUGAAAGGAGAUGUUUCCUUGGAUUAUUUGGGUAUGUAA
Messenger RNA from Eruca vesicaria subsp. sativa (arugula), 947 nucleotides. The record is from the annotation of a GenBank genome assembly. Lineage: Eukaryota; Viridiplantae; Streptophyta; Magnoliopsida; Brassicales; Brassicaceae.